Galeopterus variegatus (Sunda flying lemur) is the source of this 909-nucleotide messenger RNA. RefSeq names its product renalase. NCBI's taxonomy places the organism in Eukaryota, Metazoa, Chordata, Mammalia, Dermoptera, Cynocephalidae. Gene Ontology annotation, cellular component: extracellular region. The record is from RefSeq and is a predicted model, not a curated record. Gene Ontology annotation, molecular function: oxidoreductase activity, acting on NAD(P)H. The transcript has 3 exons. Bases 1 to 528 code for a protein of 175 amino acids.
AUGCCCUCUGUUUUUUCUUCCACAGUAAUUAGUGAAUGCCAAAGGCAGCAACUGGAGUCUGUGAGCUACUCCUCUCGCUAUGCUUUGGGCCUCUUUUAUGAAGCUGGCACGAAGAUUGAUGUCCCUUGGGCUGGGCAGUACAUCACCAGUAAUCCCUGCAUACGCUUCGUCUCCAUUGAUAAUAAGAAGCGCAAUAUAGAGUCAUCAGAAAUCGGGCCUUCCCUCGUGAUUCACACUACUGUCCCAUUUGGAGUUACACACUUGGAACACAGCAGUGAGGAUGUGCAAGAAUUAAUCUUCCAACAGCUGGAAAACAUUUUGCCAGGUUUGCCUCAGCCAGUUGCUAUGAUAUGCCAGAAAUGGAGAUAUUCACAGGUUACAAAUGCUGUCGCCAACUGUCCUGGCCAAAUGACUCUUCAUCUCAAACCUUCCCUUGUGUGCGGAGGGGAUGGAUUUACUCAAUCCAACUUUGAUGGCUGUAUCACUUCUUCCCUGUGUGUGUUGGAAGCUUUAAAGAAUUAUAUUUAGUACCUGUAUCCUUAUUCUCUGCACGGACUUUGGGGUUUUGUUUUCACAAUUUUCUGUCAUUGAUUAUUUUGUUUUCUGUUUGUUGAGAGAAAUUACUGGAAAAUUGUUCUUCACUUUUUGUCAUAUUUCGUAGGGGGUAUAAAAUCGAUUUUAUAAUUUCAAUAGUUGUAACCCACGCUAGAAUAGAAAUUCCUUGUGCCUUACUGUUUUCCUCACUUUUCUGAACUGCUGUGACUAUUCUGUGUUAGAGGAAAAGUGGUGCUUAAGAAUAACGAAUGACCCUCCCCUAAAAUUAUUUUAAAUCAAAGUAAAGUUCAUGUGGCGAAACCUUUAUUAUCUUUUUGAAAAUUUCAAUUCCAAAUAAAGAAUGAUCAUUAUCAA